Messenger RNA from Ostrea edulis (European flat oyster), 3059 nucleotides. Its product is annotated as armadillo repeat-containing protein 3-like. The transcript is spliced from 24 exons. The record is from RefSeq and is a predicted model, not a curated record. Lineage: Eukaryota; Metazoa; Mollusca; Bivalvia; Ostreida; Ostreidae. The coding region runs from base 162 to 2882 and encodes 906 amino acids. Gene Ontology annotation, molecular function: protein binding.
GCCUACAGUUUAAAUCACGGGCACUUUUCCCGCCAAAAGUCUCUUCCAUAAAGUACGCGUGAAUCGAUGACGUCAAUUAGCAACAACACAAAAGCACAAUGGUGGCCGUGUAAAUCGAGGACCAUCACAUCGAAGAUAAACGCUAAUAUAAAGGUUUAAACAUGGGCAAGAAAGUAAAAGAAGACAAGAAGCCCCCACCAGAUGAUGUGUUUGAUGCCAUCUCAGUGGAGAGCAGACAGGCAGGAACUGUGGUGCUGAUGCUAAGCAGUCCAGAGGAAGAUGUACAGUCAAAAGCCUGUGAAGCCAUCUACAAAUUUGUUGACAAAUGUGAUGAGAAUAAAAAACAGUUGCUGGACCUUGGUGCAGGAGAAGCCUUGCUAAAGUUAAUGCAGAGUGAGGAUCGUAUUGUACGGAGGAAUGCUUGCAUGGCUUUAGGAGUCAUGACUGCCAACCCUGAUGUCAGAAAGUUUCUAAGGAAAAGAGAAGAGUCAGUCCCUGCAUUUAUUCAGUUACUUGCACCAGAGGAGGAUACAGUUGUACAUGAGUUUGCUGCCCUUGGUAUAUCCAACAUGGCUACAGAGUUUAGCAGUAAGGCUUCGAUAUUUGAGAGUGGAGGAGUUGAUGCUCUGGUGAAGUGUCUGAGUUCCAGUGACCCAGAUGUCCAGAAAAACAGUGUGGAGGCACUUGCACAGAUGCUCCUAGACUACCAAUCACGAGCUGCCAUUCGUGAUGCUGAUGGACUCAACCCAUUGUUAGAAAUGCUGAAGUCAGAAUUUUCUAUAAUACAGAAAUUAUCUCUCUUAGCUCUGGACAGAGCCUCUCAAGAUUCGGAGAAUAGAUCCACCCUCCGCGAUUUGGAAGCCAUGACUGUACUGGUGGACUUUGUGGCUCAUCCGGAAUGGAAUGAUCUACAUGUUAUGGCAGUUAUGGUUCUUUCCAACCUCUUGGAAGACUUGGAGAGUCUGGAGUUGGUGAAGGAAACUGGAGGUUUGAAGCGUCUUGUGGCCCUGAUCACUGACCAAGUUCCUCCUGAGGAAGAGCCAAAAGCUGGAACUGGUAAAGGAGAGAAAAAGGCUGGGUCACGUGCAGCCAAGAAGAGUGCAAAGGGAAGUAAGUCAGGUAAAAAGGAGGAGUCAGAGAAAGAUGAACCACCUCCAGGAGAGGCCAUCAUCCCCACCCUUCCUGAUGUCAAAAUGUGUGCUGCAAAGGCCAUCGCCAGAUCAGCCAGGAGUGCUGAAAACAGAAAAAUUCUGCAUGAGCAGGAGGCAGAGAAGAUGUUGAUUCACCUGCUGAAUCAUGAAUCCACUGAUGUUCAGACAGCAGCUGCCCAGGCUCUGGGAAUCAUGUCAGAGAACCUGCUCAGCAAGGACUCCAUUAGAGAGUGGGAAGGCCUGCAGCCCCUGAUAAAGCUGUGCAACUCCGAUAAUGGAGAUGUUAAGGAAUCUGUCACAUUGGCCCUGGCUAACCUCACCACAGGAAACUCCUCUAACUGCAAGGAGGUGAGUAACCUGAAUGGAACAGAAACUUUGAUUCAUCUUUUGGCUGAUCCCCGGGAUGAGGCAGUAGCCAACACCUGCUGUGUACUGACAAACAUGGCUACAGAGGAAGUGCUCAGAUCUGAGGCGCAGGGUAAAGGCAUUGUCACGGCCCUGUUGGAACCCCUCAAAUCAAAAAACACGAGAGUGCAAGCCAAAUCUUCCCUGGCUGUCGCUGCUUAUGUGUGUGACGUAGAUUCCAGAUCUGAGUUCCGAAAUGCUGGAGGUAUAGAGAAUAUGGUACAGCUGUUGCAUUCUGGGAAUGAUGAGGUCAGACGUAAUGCAGCCUGGGCUUUAGCUGUUUGUGCUGUAGAUGAACCCACGGCCAUUGAAAUCUGUAAACUUGGGGGAAUGGACCUUCUACAAGAAAUCCAAGUAUCAGGAACCAGAAAGAACCCAUUUGCAGAAGUUGCUCUGGAAAGAUUACUAGAUGCCAACUUGUCUGCUAAAUAUGCUCUGACUGGACAACUAAGUUCCACGAAUGUGAUAGAGGAUGGUUUUUAUGAUGCUGGACAGAUUCGACCCAACACCAAAUUCAUGUCAAUAGAAGAUUACUGUAAACAACAGCUGAACGACAAGCGACCAGUUUUGUUCAUCAACGCAAAGGCUGAUCCUGUGACCACACAGUCUUCUUCUACCCAGGAGAUGGAGGCCAAGGAAAGUUCCAAAACCAAUGUGUCAGGGAAAUCCUCAAGGACAGGACGGGAGGGAAAAGGUCCAACAUCACCGGGUCGCAGGAGAACCUCCAUGAUUCCAGACGAUAACGAUAGGAAAUCUAAACAGAAAGAAAAAGAGGAGAAACAGCGAGAAGAGGAGCUUCAGGCCCAGCUCCAAAAAGAGGCUGAGGCGCUGGCGACCUCAGAGAACCAGCCAUUUAACCCACCCACUGACUCAAACCUGUUGAAGUAUUUGGAGGAGGUGACUGAGAGGAUCUUACCGUUGGCUACAGCAGCUGAACAAGUCAGGGCUCUGGCUCAAUUUGUGGCUGAUAAGAUGGGAGGACCAAUUGAGAAAGGGCAGCUGCCAAACUUUAGCUGGGAACUUCCUCUGAGUCAAGUUAAAUUUGAAUUAAAAUCGAAUGUUAUUCCUAUUGGAAAAAUCAAAGCUGGAAUCCAUAUCCACAGGGCACUGUUAUUCAAGGCUCUGGCAGACAGAAUUGCCCUGCCCUGUACCCUGACUAGAGGAGAAUACAACAGAGCAUGGAAUGAAGUCAUGUUACCCGAGACACCAGAACAGCCUGGAGGACAGAAAUUCCCACCCCGUAGCUUUAUUGUGGAUUUGAUCCAUCAGCCUGGCGGAAUAAUGAGAUCCGAUUCACCAGAAGCUGUUACUUACAAAAAGUUGUGAUUAAAACAGAGUGAGAAAGACUACUGUGAUAUCACCCUCUUCUGUCAGACAGACAAACCAACAGUGUAGACACAUCCAUCUUGUUUUGUCUGUGAUAUAUUUUGACUUCAAUAGCUUUUUUUUCAAUUAACAUUUACAUGUAUGUAUUUUAUUUAUGAAAUAAAUAUUGUUACUGUA